Molecule: messenger RNA, 348 nt
Organism: Rangifer tarandus platyrhynchus (Svalbard reindeer)
Lineage: Eukaryota; Metazoa; Chordata; Mammalia; Artiodactyla; Cervidae
Source: the annotation of a GenBank genome assembly
AUGGACGCUGCCCGCUCCCGGCGUGGCCCGCGGUCGCUCGGGCGCCGCCCCGCCCCAGGAGUGACGGAAGGCCGCGCGGGAGCUCUUGCCCUCCGGCCCUCACAGCGCUCGGAGUCUCGGCGCCGCGCCCCCAGGGCGCGUCUGGGCGGCCAUGCCCUUCAGUUCACGCGUUUGCAGGCCGCCGCGCCCGCCCCCGGCCUGGAGGCAGAGGCCGCGGGCUGGGGAGGGGAUGGCCCCGGGCGCGCGGUGUUUGGAGGCGGGCGGCGGCCUCGGGGCCGCGUGGUUGGCCCUUGCCAGGCCGCGGUGUCGGCUCCCCGAGACCGGCUUCCACGCGGGGCACUAAGCUAA